AUGCCUAUUGAAACCAUUCAUUUCGUUCCAACCGUUAUCACAAACACUGGUUUACUUAGCAACUUUCCUCUGGCGGAAUUCUGUAAGCUAUCUUGCUUGUUGGAAGCCCGAGUCUUUGAUCUGACCAAAAUUUCGGGUUUCUCUGCUCAUUUCUAUUCAAGUACAUUUUUUUCCGUGGAUUCUUCAAGUCCAUGGUCUCUUCCAAUGAUCCUUCUCAUCAUAACGACCAUCAUGUUAAUGCGUGCAACACCACCUGAGGAACACAACGCGGCCGUCAGGAGGCAUGUCCUGUCCUUGAUAUCCAUACACGAGGACCAAGAAGGCCACAAAUUCAACUUGGAAAGCGCAGAAAUUUUGGCAUACGGAGGCACGAGGCACGGAAGAUAA
Molecule: messenger RNA, 387 nt
Organism: Opisthorchis viverrini
Lineage: Eukaryota; Metazoa; Platyhelminthes; Trematoda; Opisthorchiida; Opisthorchiidae
Exons: 2
Coding region: 1-387 (128 amino acids)
Source: RefSeq, a predicted model, not a curated record